AGUUGUAUCUCGUGCCUGCUCAAGUUAAGACCGUACACGAAAAGUGCCAUUGUGUUUACAAUAGUAUUUAAGUUGUAACAUAUUAUCACUUUUAAACAUUACAUAGUCUUCUUUUGUGUUUUAAAUAAAAAAUUAUGACGACCUUACUCUGAUAAUGAUUUAAAGACAUAUUUCCCUUAAAAAAAAGCUAUUUAAAUAUUUACUCAUCAUUUCAUUCCUGGAUUAUAAUUUAUAAUUACUAUAAGUUACUUGAAAGUUCUAUUGUUAAGAUUUAGUUCGAUUUUAGACCACCGACCUAUUUAGUAAUCAAGCUAUAGGUUUUAAAAUAUUAGAAUAAAUUAUGAACUAUAAUAUUCGUUCAGCCAUAAGAUUCAAAAUAACUGAGAAUACUAAAUUUAUGUGCUUGUGAGUGUGUGAUUUCACUGACCGGUGAAACGGCACCAUUUGGCGGCUGCAGCAGGCUGGCCGGGAGAGGAGAAGUGGCUGCUCGAAGGGGAGAGACAGUCAUGCCCAAGUGCUUGCUGUUUAUAAGUCUGCGCAGCAACUGCGUAGCUUCGCCACCUCUACCUGUGUUAGUGUUAUUAUGUGUGCUUGUCGCGACGGGCGGUGCUGACAGCGAAGUCAAAAACACGUUAUGCGAUGUUUUCUUACAAGACGUCAACAAUCUUACACUGAACUGCUCCCGGCGUAGUAUCGAAACAGUUCCAAACAAGUGGCCGGAGCAAAUUGAUAAUAUUACGAAUGAAGGUGGCCAUGUUCUGAUUACGUUCUUCAACAACAGCGUAACAACAGUGACGCAACUGCCGAAGAUUCCCGGCAACAGAAUCGCCAUCAGUUUCAAGUCCAACGCCAUCAGCGAAAUAGAGGACGAUGCGUUUAGAAACAUUGAGCGUUUGGUGUAUCUAGAUUUGAGCAACAAUCGCAUAUCAGGUGAAGUAUUGAGGAGCGAAAUAUUCCAAGGACCUUACAACGAUGGCGUGUAUAGCAGUAUUGCUUUGGAAACACUGAAUCUUGCUCACAACGAAAUACACUCAUUAGACAGAUAUUUGUUCCAACACACGCCGAACCUGACUCGCUUAUAUCUGAACAACAAUCCUAUAGAAAUACUUGACCACGUCACCGUCCUCGCUCUGUCCAGUGCUGUCAACUUGGAAGUUCUAGAUUUGGCGAACGUCGAUAUCGAUUCGAUACCUCUGGACGCUUUUAGGGGCCUGAUGAAUUUGCAGCAAAUCGAUUUGUCUGGUAACAAGUUCGUCAAUGUUCCGGAGAGCUUGAGCCUGGUCGGCAGCACUCUUCAGUAUCUGACUUUCAACAACAAUCCAAUAGUGGAACUCAACGAUGACAGCUUCGUUGGGUUGACAAAUCUAGUACAACUGGAAGUCGGUGAAAAUGUUUAUUUGGAGGAAGUAAAAAGGAGUACGUUCACGCCACUUAAGAAGUUGCGGGUGCUACAUCUCUGUCACAAUCCUAACCUAAGAUAUAUAAGCCACAAUGCCUUCAGAGGUUUGAAGGAAAAAUGGACGUUGAAAGAGGUUUACUUAGAUGACAACAAUUUGAGUGAACUGUCCACGGACUUAAUGCCAUGGAGUAAAUUAGAGAUACUAGGAAUGACGGGUAACAAUUGGCUUUGCAACUGUGACUUAGCAAAUAUCAUUACAAAACAGGAGGCCGGCACCAAAUUCAAACCAGGAGAAAUUCCAUAUUGUGCUGCACCAAUGAAAUUUUCCGGAACUUAUAUAACAAACAUAACACUGAAUUUCUGCCCCACAUUUGACUCAACUUAUACUACAAAAAAAGACUUCUCUAUUUCUAGCUUAAGGCCAAAACACAUAUUGUGGAGCAUUUUUGGUGUUGCCGUUAUAGUAUGUGCUGGUAUGUUGUUAGGACUUCUAGUGAACACAAUGAAGGCUUUCUAUAAUAAAAAAAUAAGAAGUCAGCCAAUUCGUUAUAUUAAUCUUCACUCGGAUUCAAGCUUUGCUUGAUUAUAAAAGUAUAUCUACCUACACAAAAAUUGUGAAAAUAAAUUACUUCUAUACAGCAUUGAAUAAAGUAUUAAAUUGUUAUCAUAUAUUAUGUUUAUUGAUUAGUGAUAAGAAUAAAUAUAAUGCAAU
Parnassius mnemosyne (clouded apollo) is the source of this 2111-nucleotide messenger RNA. The record is from the annotation of a GenBank genome assembly. NCBI's taxonomy places the organism in Eukaryota, Metazoa, Arthropoda, Insecta, Lepidoptera, Papilionidae.